Messenger RNA from Auanema sp. JU1783, 1347 nucleotides. NCBI's taxonomy places the organism in Eukaryota, Metazoa, Nematoda, Chromadorea, Rhabditida, Rhabditidae. The record is from the annotation of a GenBank genome assembly.
AUGGAAGUUCCGCUCUUCAUUUACAUGUUAACUAGUUUUUUGAAAACUCCAAUAUUUCAAAAUUUAAUUUAUGAAAAAUCAUGUUUUGAACGAUACGAUCAAAAUGUUACAUUCUGUACAAACGCUUCUGCAUAUUAUGAGGACAAGAAAAUACAAACAGAUGCUAAUCAUUUCUAUUCAAUAUCCUCUUACACCUUAAUGUUUCCUUCUCUCAUUUCCACGCUUUUUCUAGGAGUAGUGUCUGAUUAUUGGAGUAUCAAAAUCCCACUCAUUAUACCCUUUGUUGGAUUGAUACUGGGCACAGUCAAUUACAUAUUCCAAACAAUAUAUAUUCAUUCCAACAUUCAUUGGCUUCUCAUCAGCGAUGCUAUUUUUGGGAUUUGUGGCGGAUACAUUUCCAUUAUAUCUACGACUAUGAGUUACGGAGUUAAAACGACUGGAAAAAAUGCUCGCAGUUAUCGUAUUGCUGGGAUGGAGGGUGCAAUCGGACUUGGUGGUACCAUAGGUUAUGCACUCUCUGGAACGAUUAGACAGGCUUUUGGCUACGACUACACAUUUCUUGUGAUCUUAAUUCUGCAACUUAUCGGUUUGAUUUACAUCAUAGUUCUAGCUCGCGACCACAUAGAUUCGUCAGAGCAUCGACGCCUCACAAGCAGCUCAACCGCAACCAAUCCAUCCAGGUGUUCGCUUUUCUUCUCGCAAGUAUAUACUGUUAUUCAAUCGUUUUACGAAGUUUUAGCAGUUCCACGCGAAACUCGAAAGUUCAUUUGGCUUAACUUGUUGGCUCUAGGACUUGAGCUUCUCAUAUUUUCCGGACUUAGUGACAUUCAAUUCUCGUAUUUCCGGUUCAAAUUGGCAUGGACUGAUAAGGAGUAUGGAUGGUUUAGUGGACUUUCAUUUGGACUGACCACGUUCACAGUGCUCACUAUUUAUCCAUUGUGCCGUUCACGUGGAGUAUCUGAUGGGCAAUUGGGCGUCUUCGGAAUUUUCUUCAAAAUUUUGUCACUCAUUGUGCUUGCAUUUUUACAAAAUGCAUUCAUGGCUUAUUCAGUAUCCGCAAUAACCAUGUUCAACAGGUUCGUUUCAUCGAGCUUAAGGUCUUUCCUGUCGUCACUGAUUAUGAAUAAUGAACAAGGGAAAAUGUUCUCAUUGAUAGCAUUGCUUGAAGGGAUCACUAGUCUAGCAGCUACUUCUAUUUAUAACAACGUCUAUCCUCUGACAUUAAGCUUUUUCCCUGGCUUAUGCUAUCUAGCAAGUGCAGUUCUUCUCUUGCCAUCCCUGACCAUUCUAGGAUACUCUGAUCACAAAAUAAGGAAAAUGCAGGAAAUGGAAAACUUCGAGACUUAA